Messenger RNA from Thelazia callipaeda (thelaziosis nematode), 1515 nucleotides. NCBI's taxonomy places the organism in Eukaryota, Metazoa, Nematoda, Chromadorea, Rhabditida, Thelaziidae. The record is from the annotation of a GenBank genome assembly.
AUGCCUUUCUGGUAUAUGACUCCAAGUUGCGAUCAGCAGACAAUCAAAGUAGUGCUGACCUUUAAUGAAAAUGACUGGCCCCAAGGUCAGUUUGAAGAUUGGAUCAUCGUUGGUACCAAUAAUCGCGCUGAGUGUCGCUUGAAGGGUAAUGGCGAGUUGCAGUAUGUUAUUGAACUUGCGGUUUUCAACGAUCCGUGUGAAACGCAAAUGCCCUCAACAGGUGUAUUCCAAAAUCGAAUUCGUAUUGGAAAAAAUCCGGCAAUAAUUUUAUUUGGUGAUAAAAUGUACAUAAUAAAGUGUAUUUAUGGAUUACCGGAAAUCAGUCAACUUGAUAAUCCGUCCAUUAAAACAUCGUUCAACGCUGUUACCUUACCCGAUUUAUCGGCAAAUUCCGAGAAAUCAGUAGAAAAAGUUGAUGAAUUACUUUUAUCCGAUCAUCGAAUGACAGAAAUUGAAGAAAGCCAAACCUCAGAAGACUCUAAGAGAAAUCCCGUGAUUUCCUGGACAAUUCUAGCAGUAGUUAUGGGAGGAUUAUUCGUUAUUAUUUUUAUUCUUAUGCUUGCUUUCAUUUGCUUUCGAUGGAAAAUGGAAGGACGGGAAAAAAGUCUUCACGCUGAAACUGUUACUUCUAAUGGUAUUACAGUGAGUAAAUUUGGUAUUGGUGAUUUGUGGUGGAAUCACAAGAAUGAUAUAAAUUCAAGACAAAUUUCUAGCCGGCAAGUAGCUAAUGAAAGAUGUUCAGGAACGAUUCAAAGUACAGUUCCGAUGAGUUCAUCGUUGUCAUCUAAAUCAUCAACUGAAUCUGGACGAACUUUACCGAAUCCCCCUUCAACUACAAGCUUCUUGCCACAGAAGUCAUCUAUGACAGAUUUUGGAAAUAAUGUUGAUGCUAGUCAAGGCUUACCAAGAAGUUAUUCAGAAUGGAGAAAUAAAAUUUUGUCCAAUAUCCCAAACAAAAUAUCAAAUAAUAGUGUAUGUUUGGAUAGAUGCUCAUCAUUAAGAAGGCAUAAUUCAAUAAUUGCUGAUAAUCAACUUUCUGAAGUCCGGUCGAUUACAGAAAUUUAUAGAUCCGCAGAGACGACUGUCGUUGAUGGCGGAGACACGUUAUCACAAUCAACUCUUGAAGGUGUAUUGUGCUCUCCUCAUUAUCAAGAAUCUAAUCCUAUCGUAGAAAACUUGAUCAAAUGCGUUGGCAAAAUCCGAGGAAUUGGUGCUCGGAAACUCACCGAACAGGAAUUUGGUCGAUGGCGUCGUCUAGUCAUUUCUGAUGCAUCAUUUUGUGAAGCACUCUCCCAAUCACGUGGUAUUGAACAAAUAGAAAGCUUAUGCUUUUCACGUGAUUAUAAAAAAUUGUUCAGUAAAGAAAAAUGGAAUGCCAUAAUUCGUUGUAUUGUGGAGAAUCAGACUAUCCUUCCAUCAAAAUAUACCAAACGAUGUGAUUUACAACAGCGACAAGAUAUAGCGGCUUCUUCAUUAAAUGUUUACAUUGGUGAUGCUGGUUCCAGCGGUUGGUAG